Messenger RNA from Notolabrus celidotus (New Zealand spotty), 1955 nucleotides. It is a transcript of the gene emp1a, whose product is annotated as epithelial membrane protein 1. The transcript is spliced from 7 exons. The record is from RefSeq and is a predicted model, not a curated record. Gene Ontology annotation, cellular component: plasma membrane. Bases 276 to 752 code for a protein of 158 amino acids. Lineage: Eukaryota; Metazoa; Chordata; Actinopteri; Labriformes; Labridae.
GGCUUUCCUUGUGAGGAGGUACAGUACUGCAAAGUUGCCCUGUGGUGCGCUGGACAGGGCUGCUGCCUCUUAAUCCAAGGGUCUUGGGUUUUAAUCCUGGAGCGGAGACUGGCCAUGGGAGAUGUAUAUUAUGAUGGCCCCAUGAAUGACCAGCUUGCUGUAAUGAGUCAGUGCCAACCACUGCAAUAACAUGGUGCUGCCACACCAAGAAAAGCAGCACUGGACCAACAAAGGCAGAGAAGAACAGAAAUACAAGCCUUGUUCAGAAGGCCACAAUGUUGGUCCUGGGUGGAAUCGUUGUUCUGCACAUUACCACCAUCAUCCUGCUGCUGGUGGCUACCAUAGAUAAUGCUUGGUGGAUCACUGACACAGUGUCCACUGACCUGUGGGGCAGGUGGGACCUGGCAGGCUCAGACUGGCAUUACACCAAUCUGAAAAACUACCCAGAGGAAUUUCUACAGGCUGUUCAGGCCACAUCGGUGCUGGCCUGUGUUUUUGCCAUCCUGGCCUUGUUUGUGUUUGUGGCCCAGCUGUUCACCCUACCCAAAGGCCAGAGGUUCACCUUCACCGGAGUUUUACAGCUAAUCGCCUGCCUGUGUAUAAUGAUAGCAGCAUCAAUCUACACGGCUGAGCUUCACGCCAACGACACAGUGGGAGGGUACGGACACUCCUACGUACUGGCCUGGAUCUCUUUUGUCCUCACCUUUGUUCUUGCGAUCACCUACCUCGUCCUGCGGAAGAAGAGCGAGUGAGAGGGGAGGAGGAAUGAGGGCAGGGCUGGGAUCUUAUUCCCUCUUUGUAUUGUGGGGAAGUUAAACGUUUGGAUUUUUAGUUCAAAUUUGGUUGACAGAAGCUUGUUGAUCUACAUUUGCAGCUAGGAAAGUGUGUUGGGGGAUGCUUGAUUGCUAACGGGAGCCUUUUUUUGAAUACCAAAUGUUGAAAUGGAACCUUGAAUUACUUUCCAUGACUGGUUUGAUAGUUUUACUCCUCAGAUUACUUUUUCAUUAAGAAGUGGGCAUUGUGCCUCCUCUAAAAGCAUUUUAACCAUAAAAAUGAAUGAUCAAUUUCCCUUGUUUUACACAGUACUGUAAGGGAAAUUACUAAAGACAGGAUACAGGGUGACACCUAGCUAGUCCAAACAUAACAAAAACUACUAAUCACCAUCUCUGAACCUCAGUUUUUUUACAUUUUAUACAUUUCAAAUUGAGGACUCUGUAUUUCUUUGCAAAUUGCUUAUGUGGUUUGUGCUGUGUGGUGAAUUUUGUUACAUUUGGAUAUAGCCAGCCUACCCGUGUCCUGUCUCUCUUUAUGUUGAGGUUUGGUAAGCCAACCUGCUGUUGAAGGUGCUACAUGCCUACAAUAGAAAAACUUAAUUGCUUUAAAUAUUUGUAUCAAAAUCCCAAGAAGAAAAAGGAAAUUUUUCAAAAAUGUCAAAUUUUCCUUUAAGAAUCUGAACAAAGCUGACAGUGCAGAGGGAGAAGGUUUUGACAAGUUUCUUUUGUUCUUUUCACUUAAUGUUAAAUAAUUAGGAUUCUGUUUCAUUACUAUUUCAGCUGACAGUUACUACUGUAGGUUUCCGUAGUUGAGGAUUGAGAAUCAGAAACAAUCAGAAAAGACAAGCCUUUAUUUUCAGUACAAGUAGUUUUAAUCAUGUAUCAUUAUUUUACAACUGAAGUCUAGUGUAUCCUUUGUUAUUCAAUGUAAAUUGUAACCAUUAUAUUUUUGUAACAUUUUGUACUGAGUGUUUUUUUAAACUAUAUUUGAUUUUGUGUCUGUAGUUGGCUGCUAUCAUAAGAAAAGUACAUGCUGUUCAAGUGAGCCUAAAGUGAACAAGGAAUAGGGACCAUGGUGUUUCAUAUCACCAUAUUUCACAACUAUGCAAUAGAAAGUUUUGUUUGUAAUUACAUUGGAAUUUAAGCCAUAUAAUUAAUUAAUAAAACAAAUUAUAUCACAAA